Sorex fumeus (smoky shrew) is the source of this 2592-nucleotide messenger RNA. Its product is annotated as E3 ubiquitin-protein ligase TRIM38-like. The record is from RefSeq and is a predicted model, not a curated record. Bases 225 to 1094 code for a protein of 289 amino acids. The transcript has 7 exons. Lineage: Eukaryota; Metazoa; Chordata; Mammalia; Eulipotyphla; Soricidae. Gene Ontology annotation, molecular function: zinc ion binding.
GGAACGUUUCGGCUCUGAAGAGGAGACUGACUGCAGUAUGACCAGGAAGUGAAGGAGUUGGGAGAUAGUCUGCAAAUGUGUGAAAGUCUUCUCUGUGCUAAGAGAGGAGAUUAAAAUACCUAUGGGGGCACAUAGGAUCAAAUGAUGAAAUUCCUCAUACUGAAAAUUUCUGGCUGCUACAUCUCUGCUUCUCAAGUCAGUUUUGGAGGAUUUUAGAGAAAGUCAUGGCCUCAGGCACAAGUGCCAAGAAGCUGAGGGAAGAAUCCACAUGCUCUAUCUGCCUGGAGCUGAUGACUGAGCCCGUGAGCAUUGACUGCGGGCACAGCUUCUGCUUUGUGUGCCUAGUGGACCUCAUUGAAAGCCAAAGUUUUGGGACACCAAUUCACUGUCCCCUCUGCCGGACGCCAUUUGAAAGGGGGAACUACCGACCCAAUAAGCACCUGAAAAACCUCAUUGAAACCAUCAAGGAGAUAGAAUGUGAGAGGACAUGUGAGGAACACGGACAGCAGCUCCACCUGUUCUGCGAAGAUGAUGACCAGCUCAUCUGCUGGCGCUGUGAAUGGUCACCACAGCACAGAGGACACACCAUAGCUCUUCUGGAAGAUGUGUGCCAAGGAUACCAGGAAAAGCUUCAGGAAACUGUGACAACUUUACAGACACUGAAAAAGCAGUGUGAGAGUCUGAAGGUGUUCACACAAAAGCAAAUAACCGAAUGGGAGGAGAAAGUGGAGCUUCAAAAAAGAACAAUCAGAUCUGACUUUAACAAUCUUCAUGCUUUCCUGUUUGAAGAGGAGAAGUAUUAUUUUUGGAAAUUGCAGAAAGAAAAAGAAGACACUUUGAGUAGUCUGCAGCAAAGUAAAGACAAACUGGAGAGGCAGAGUCAGGAACUCGGCAACUGCAUCCUGGAACUACAGAAGAAAUGUCAGGGCUCAUCUCAGGAUUUGUUACAGAAUGUGAGAGCCACGUUGAGCAGGAGUUUGAGUAUGAAGCUGGAAUUACCAGAACCUGUUUCUUUGGAUGUUCAUACUGUGUGUGAUGUUUCUGAACUUUACUUUGAUGUGAAGGAAAUGUCAAAAAGUUAUCGGGGUAUGUGAAACUAAUGUUCGCACGCUGUAAGGAUGGAUGGUGUGUCAGGGUAACCAAAUUCAUACCCUCUCUUGGUAGGUUCAUGUCCAAGAGUUCUUCAGUCAUGUCAUGGUACUUUUAUAGUCUCCCAUGUCUGUGUGCUCUACUGCUUAAGUGGGGAUAUGGCAUUAGAUGGGUCAUCAGUUCAGACUCUCUACCUCUGUGUCAUCAGCUGUUCCACCUCAGGCAAAUGUCCACCAGCUCAGUUUUUAUAUUUUAAGAUUGAAACUUUCUCACUUUUGUGAGGUUAUCAUGAAAAUUAAAUGCAUCAGUGUGCGUAGAGUGUAGGUGGGUCUGGGACAUAUGCUUGUUCUUUGUGAUUCAGUCAGCUCUCAGAGAAAUAUUCCAUAAAUAUUAGAGACUGAGGUAUAAAUCAUUGUAAGUACUGGAUCAAGGUAACAUAGUCAAGGUUAAGAUAAAAAUGAAAAUUAAGUUUUACCCAUUGUAAAUUCUGGGCUUCUUCUACCUUAUGUUUCUACCUUACUGAGUUCUUACUUAGUACUUUCCAUAUUGUCACAAAUCUUAUUUACAUUUAUAAAAUUUGAAUAGCUCUAAAUAUUGAAUUUUUUUUACCUCACUUGACUGUAAAAUCAGAUCUAGCCAGAAAUGAUUUGGUGUCAGGAAUAAUUAUUCCUUCAAAACUACAUGGCAGCUUCAAUCAAUAUACAUAGUAACAGGGUUUUAUGUGUCAAGUACCUGGUUAUGGUCCUGGAUUCUGGGCUUAGGUGGUCAGAAAUCUGUAACCAGGGAACUGAGAAACAGUAUAGGUGUACAGACAAAUCCCGCCCCUGCAGACCCCCAAAUGAAGAAAUCUCCCAUUGAAGUAUUGUCUCUGUCUUGCCCUGGCCAAAGCCCCUGGCUCAUAAGUCACACUUAUUUUUUACUCGUGGUGCUCACAGACAGUGGGCCGCCAUGCUGUGGAAAUCUCUCUGAAACCAGGGACCACAGACAGCAGGGUUUCCAGGAUCAUAUGCUGUGCUGGAGACCAAACUCACAACCUCAGAACUGUAAUGUCAAUGCUUUAACCAUUAAACCAUCUCUCAGUCCCCAUUCACUUUAUUUUUAUUUAUUUGUGAAAAUUUGUAUUGAACACUGUGAUUUAUGAUACUGUUAAUGAUGGUUUCAUGCAGAUAUCAUUCUAAUCAUACCCACCACCAGAGUAUCCUCUUCUUCCCACCAAGUUUCCAAAAGUCCAUCCUAUUCAACAGCACCUUCUCCCCAAGCUCAGUUCUGGGGACCAACACUCCAUUUCUGUUGAUUUUGGCUGUUUGUUGCUUCCUUACUGUGUAUGUUUAAAUUCCACAUAUGAGAGAUGAUUCUGUAUCUAUCCCUUUCCUUCUGACUUUACCUUCAGCAUGAUCCCCUGCAGUUCCACCCAUGUCAUGGCAAAUUGUUUCUUUAAAAAAAAAAAAACAGGCACAGACAAUAACUCACUCAGCUAAUAAGAAAGAAAGUGUGUAUUUGAAC